AUGGUUAAGACUUACGACAAGUGGGGUCCAACACAAGCAUUUGGACUCAUAUGUAGUGCUGCUUCAUGUUCUGUUUAUGAUGGGAAACUGGCUUUUGUUCCAGCUUUAGAGGACGUCUUGGUGUGGGAUGUUAAAAAAGGUCAAAUGCUCGCUAUGUGGCAUGAGACGGGACACCGAGCAGAGGUCACCUCCAUUGUCCAAUCGCCUCUAAAGACUACUUUUGCGGUGGGGCUGCGGGGUCACCGUGAUCAAAUAACUGGAAUGCGCUUCAUCACAACUGGAUCUACAGCAGAUCAAGCGAGCUCCAGCAGAACUCCAAGGGGUGCCUCUUGCCUUGUUACUUGCUCAAAGGACACAUUUCUCAAGUUAUGGGAUCUCACCACUCAGCAUUGCAUACAGACCAUUGUCGCCCAUAGAUCUGAUGUCUGGUCUUUAGACGUGGAUCCAAGUGGAAAUAUACUCCUCACAGGGAGUGGAGAAGGAGAGGUCAAAGCAUGGAAGAUAGAUAAAGACGCCCUUGAAGCCGGUGUUAAGGAGUUAUCUCCAGGAGAGAUUGAAUUCCAUCCCACUUCCCCUUACCUUGCUAUACAAUCCCAAGACCGCUCUAUCGACGUCUUUCGAAUACGUACAGAAGAAGAGAUACGGAAAAAGCAAGCUAGGCGACAAAAGCGGGCGAAGGAAAAGAAGGCUCAAAAAGCUGACGUCGAUGGGAAUGUAGAUGGAGAAGACGGGGUCUCAAACGAGCUACCGGCUGACUCAGAGAUCGAGCUUGUUGACUUGUAUACACCGUAUCUGGUGAUUCGAGCCAGCGGAAAGAUUCGCUCGUUUAGCUUUGUUGCUCAUGAUACUCAUCCCAAAGGGGCCCAGAUUUUCACCGCGCUAUCCAAUAAUGCGCUCGAAGUUUACAAUAUCCCUAAUCCGGUAAAGAGCAAGGACGCACCAGAAGCCACCAGAUUACAUGCCUUGGAUCUACCGGGACAUAGAACGGAUAUAAGGACAGUAGCAAUCAGCGCUGACGAACAGUUGGUUGCAACAGCAUCCAACGGUCAAAUGAAAGUCUGGAACAUGAAGACUUUGGCGUGUAUACGGACAUUUGAAUGUGGUUAUGCUAUAAGUAACUCUUUCCUUCCUGGAGAUAGACAGAAUGGUGAAAUGGUUCUCUAUGACAUUGGUGCUGCCUCGACUUUGCAAACCAUUGAAGCGCACUCUAGUACACUCUGGUCGCUCCAUGUUCGACCAGACUUUGGUGGUUUGAUCACAGGGAGCGCCGACAAAGAUGUUAAAUUCUGGGAUAUAGUUGAGAAAGCAGAUGCCGAAAAUCCAUCUCGAAAGCACCCCGAACUCGUGCAUACAAGGACACUGAAAAUGUCCGACGAGGUUUUGGCCGUAAAGUACAGCCCAAAUAAUCGAUUUAUUGCAGUAGCACUGCUAGAUGCAACAGUAAAAAUAUUCUAUCAAGACACUCUCAAAUUCUUCCUAUCCCUGUACGGCCAUAAA
Molecule: messenger RNA, 1497 nt
Organism: Acaulospora colombiana
Lineage: Eukaryota; Fungi; Glomeromycota; Glomeromycetes; Diversisporales; Acaulosporaceae
Source: the annotation of a GenBank genome assembly